Messenger RNA from Xiphophorus couchianus (Monterrey platyfish), 1221 nucleotides. Its product is annotated as troponin I, fast skeletal muscle-like. Gene Ontology annotation, cellular component: troponin complex. NCBI's taxonomy places the organism in Eukaryota, Metazoa, Chordata, Actinopteri, Cyprinodontiformes, Poeciliidae. The transcript has 7 exons. Gene Ontology annotation, biological process: skeletal muscle contraction; cardiac muscle contraction. Bases 425 to 991 code for a protein of 188 amino acids. The record is from RefSeq and is a predicted model, not a curated record.
UAUUAGGAGAUAAAAGUUGCUUCCUGACUUUCUGCCAUAACUUAAAAUGUUUCUCAGUGUAGAGUUACUUCAGUGACCCUGUCAGCCACACAGGGUCAGCAGAGGGCUACCCACUGCAGGACGCUGUCCAGUCCUCCAUCAGAACUCUGCAAAUCUGUGAAACUGGAAAAGUAUCAAGGUCAUGUCAUCAUUCUUUAAGUAAAAUGCACUAACACUACAUCAUGUCAUCUCCAGCCAUGUAAUGAAAAAGUAAAUUCAGUGCAGUCAUACACACAUUCCAGCUGGUCCUGAUCUGUACUUACUUCAUUCAACAAAAGGUAAGAAGUGUCGACUGUUUUGUUUUGUUCAACAUUCUUUUUCCUGCUUGACACUUCUUUUCUUAUUUACUGUUUUUCUGUUUGUUUUCAGGUGCAGUGAAGCCAACAUGAAAGCAGCCUCUAGACAUCAAGGUGUGAAGAUCAAGCACAGCCAAAUGUCUGAGGGAAAGAAAAUGACAUCGAGCCGCAGGCAUCAACUGAAGAGCCUGAUGCUGCAGAUUGCUACCAAAUGGCUCGAGGAGGAGAAGAAAUCAAUUGCAGCUGCAAAAGAGGCCUACCUUGCUGAAAACUGCCCACUGCCUGACCUCAGCGGAGACACAGCUGCCCUCACGGAAAUCUGCAAGCAGCUCCAUGCUGCCAUUGACAAGAUUGAUGAGGCGAGGUAUGAUGCAGAGGCCAAAGUUCAGAAGGCUGAUAAAGAGAUUGAGGAUCUGAAGCUGAAGGUGGUGGAUCUGGCUGGAGUGAAGAAGCCCGCCCUGAAGAAGGUGCGUAUGUCCGCCGACGCCAUGCUGAAGGCUCUGCUGGGCUCCAAACACACGGUCAACAUGGACCUGAGGGCCAACUUGAAGCAGGUCAAGAAGGAGACCAAAGAGGAGCCAACAGAAGCAAUCGGCGACUGGCGUAAGAACAUUGAGGACAAGGCCGACAGGAAGAAGAUGUUUGAGUCCUCCUAAAACUCUGCAGGACUGUGGCAGAUGAUAGCAGGGGAGACAGGUCUGACUGACGGGGUGCACCUCUGUAUCCCCUGUCAGGGCCCAGAGCGGAGCACUCUGUCUUGCUUUUCUAAUUGUCUGUGAGCACACUAUACUCCUGUGAGAGUAUAACUACUGGCUGAGAAACAUCACAUCAGAAUGUACCAGUUUUCAUGAAAGCAGUAGAAAUAAAUGCUUUGAAAUAUGAGUAA